AUGGCAGCGAACGAGCAACCCUCCAUCAUCCUUGCCCCUGAUUUAUUCUCGUCGCUCAUUAUCCAACAGUACAGCAAGAGCCCCAUAGCAUUUCAUUGCUACUCGCUUUGCAAAAGACGUAUUGAAUUAUGGACAAACCUUUCACAAGGAGGAAAAUGGAUUGCAAUACCGUUUACGCAGCAGAAUACCAGCAAUGGCCAUUAUGAAUACUCUCUGUUGCUAAACGUCUUUCAUUUACCCCCUGGCAAAUACGAGUACACCUUGCGGUAUUCCUUGGAACUAGAGUUCAGGGACAAGAAUGAUGAAUUUUGUUGGUCUUGGUACGGUAAACCCGAUCAGAAUGGCACGGUCUGCAUAACACCAUACACUACAGAUGCACCGAUGGCGCCAUCAUUUGCCUCUGUUCCUCAACUCAAGUUUGUUGCGAAAGAAUACAAUGAUGUCGCACAUCUUUGGCAUUUCAGAAGCCAGUCGGACGGCCCUGCACAGUUUACACUUGGGAAACUUCAUCAUCCCAUGCAUAGAUACGUGUGUCUGAUACAGAAGGGGUCUACUUGGUUGACCCCAGUUACAGGCACCACCCACUUUCAAGGUCGCAAUGCAAACGAGAAAUGCCAGUUACUUUUAUACCAAGACACGGAAAGGGGUGAUAUACAUCUGUGGCUGCCUGUUUGUCAAUAUGCAGAGUGCUAUUUAUCAUUUGGAGAGGGUGGCUCGAUCAAGUUCCAUCAUAUACUGGGAAAAGACGCUCAUUUAUUGAUUGUGUCGACAUCCCAAAAAAAGCAUUUUGCCCAGUUGAUACAGACAGCACUUGGUUACUACGGGGCCUGUAUUCAGCAGGUAUCAGAGAAAGAUGGCAUUUUGCUAGAUACAGACAAUAUCUUGCUUAAUAAGCUAGGGUAUUGCACCUGGAAUGCGUUUGGACAAGAUGCUGAUUUGACACGAGUGAAAGCAGCUCUGGAAAGCCUCAAAGAGCACAAUAUACCAGUGGAAUACCUCAUGUUGGAUGAUGGAUGGCAAUUAGUCAGUGAAAACCGGCAACUAGCAGGCUUCGAAGCAGACACUCGGAAGUUUCCUGAUGGCUUGAGCAAGACAGUGGCGCAAUUAAAGUCUGAUUAUUCGUAUAUAAAGUACAUUGGCGUAUGGCAUGCGCUGUGGGGUUAUUGGAAUGGAGUUGAUCAAGCAUUUGCUGCCAAAAACAAGUAUACAUGGUCUUUAAAUCGUCAGCAUCAUCAAGAAAUAGGCAUCAUUGAUGACCCCAAGGCAUUCUAUAACGAUUUCUACAAAUUCUUGCGCGAAUCAGGUGUUGAUUUUGUCAAAGUGGAUAACCAAGGCAGUUUUCAAGAACUAAGCAGCUCAAAUGGCCAGCAAAACAUUGCAUUAUGGGACAGGUUUAGACGAGCAAUGAUUGACAGUGGCGACACGUUUCUUUCUGGCCAUGUUUUGCACUGUAUGGCAUUGACACCGCAUGUGUUGUUUGAUCCAAUCCUUUCCAACAAACGAAAGUCUAUUUUUAGAAAUAGCGACGAUUUCUUCCCUGAGGAAAAGGAGAGCCAUCCUUGGCACAUUUACGCCAAUGCGAUCAAUGCGUUAUGGACUGCACACUAUCCGGUAAUUGACGACUGGGAUAUGUUUCAAUCCGACCAUCCAUUUGCCGAGUAUCAUGCUUCCAGUCGAGCUCUUUCUGGUGGUCCCAUUUACAUUACAGAUAUACCAGGAAAGCACAACGCGGAUCUCAUUUACAAACUUGUAGCUGAAACCAAGCAUGCUGGUUAUACCAUUUUGCGAUCCUCUCAGGCACCACAGCCCACAUUUGAAACCGUGUUUAACAAUACUAUGAAUGCUCAAUCACUGAUCGCAUUGCACAAUUUGCAUCAGGAACUGCACUACCCAAAUGAAUGCCCCAAAGAGCUUGUAACAAGACCUCACUAUGGUAUUUGUGGAUUUUGGAAUACAGGGCCACAUGAGAAAUUAGCUGUUGUAUCAAGUGGGUUAUUUUGCUGCAAGAAACUGGCCAUGAUGCCGACUAUUGCUUAUGUGGUCAGUGGUCCAGAUCGAGGCAACAUUGUGCUACUUGAACCAUCGUGUGAUUAUCAGAAUGACGAUGACAGUGGUAGCAUCAAGAGUGUCAGCAGCAACUGUAGCAACAGCAGUAGUAGUAGCACAAUCAGUGGCAAUGAUAUGAGUAGCACACUACCAAUAUGGAAGCAAUCACACAACACAAGCACCACUACAAACAUGAUGGCUAGAGUGAGCAGCUAUGGUUCCACACUUGUGUCUGUGAGUACUGUUCAAUGCGCUGGCCUUUUAUCCAUGGCCUGUCUAGGUUUGACGGAUAAAUUCAAUGGCAAUGUGUGUAUUUUACAUACCAGCAUGGUGCAAUACGAAGCACGGCUUUCUUGUCCCUGGUAUGCUACAUUCGAAGCUCAUUUGUCGCACAGGAGUUCGUCGUGUGGAUUUUGGGUCAAGACGCAUGAGAGUCUUAGGAGAAGGAACUCCAGAAUAGUAUUAGUUGGCUUAAUUCCUGGUCGUGUGCGUGUGGAUGGUUACACUCUCAAUACGAAAGAUUGGACUUGGUGUAGCUCUAAUGGAGUAUUGACUGUAGACAUGUUGGCUGCUUCGUCCCCCAGUGAUCCUAUGACUAAAUCCGAUGGUAAUGGCUUCCAUAAUGAUGUAUUCGUUGUACAGGUGGACAUAUGUAAAGCCUGA
Mucor velutinosus is the source of this 2709-nucleotide messenger RNA. RefSeq names its product Mitochondrial porin. NCBI's taxonomy places the organism in Eukaryota, Fungi, Mucoromycota, Mucoromycetes, Mucorales, Mucoraceae. The transcript has 5 exons. The record is from RefSeq and is a predicted model, not a curated record. The coding region runs from base 1 to 2709 and encodes 902 amino acids.